Molecule: messenger RNA, 2152 nt
Organism: Branchiostoma belcheri (Belcher's lancelet)
Lineage: Eukaryota; Metazoa; Chordata; Leptocardii; Amphioxiformes; Branchiostomatidae
Product: RNA exonuclease 1 homolog
Exons: 15
Coding region: 126-1883 (585 amino acids)
Cellular component (GO): nucleus
Molecular function (GO): exonuclease activity; nucleic acid binding
Source: RefSeq, a predicted model, not a curated record
ACGACAACACCAGUGGACCUGACUUUGACCCUGACACCCUGCGGAGGUUAGAGGAGGAAGAGUUUGAAGAUUCAGAGGAUCCGUACGAGGAAUGUCUUAGGAUUUUCCAGGAGACACACGGGAAGAUGGCCGAUGACAAGAUGGGCUCUCAGGACCAGACUCAGGAAAGUUUGCCAGAGGAAGAAGUUAACUUCACCAGUCUACCUGGACAGGCAGGGAAGAAACGGACAGCCCACCAGGCAAGUUUUGACACGUCCAACAUGAGAAGGUUGACCCAGAAGCGACCCAGACCCUCAGCCUCGCAGCAGAUUCAUGACAGAUACAAGAAACUCCAGGAGAUGGCAGCAGCAGCCCCACCUGCUGAACCUGAGUCAGUACCAAGCUCCUCAGGAUCCUUACUCAGCUCAGCUGCAAACAAGAAACGUCUUGCCCACCGACCAAAGAUCCCACCACCUGCCGGAAAAUACACCCUCAACAACAAGAGGAGCCCCGUAAAACCCCAGAACAGCCUCCGUAAAUCUCCCAGCACCCCUGCACCAACUCUGGCCAAGACAGCGCCCAAGGGUGGACGUCGUGUGGCACACACCCCUGCACCGAGUACCUUGAAGAGGCCGACAGUGCCUGCAGAGUUUGGUUCUAAAAUCCCCACCAGCACCAGACAACAGUACCUGAACAAGAUAGUGGACGAGUGUCUACUCAUCUGUCAGUCGGAACAGGCAGCCUAUGACAGGGCCCUGAAGGAAGAAAAAGACUGCUAUGACCGCUGCACUGCCCGACAAGGCUACCUGACGGCCACAGUGUCCACCAUCAGGAGGCUGCGUAGCGAACAUGGACUGUCCACCACUCCUACUAAAAAAGCCGUGCCAGCCAAUCAGCAGCGGCCUAAGAUGUCCCAUGCUGCGGUGCUGGGCGGUUCCAGGGCGGCUCACACCAGUUUCUCCAUCCACAGACACCCCAUUCAGUCUGCUGAGGACAACUUACAAGGUGCAGAACUAUACAGACAUCUGCUGCAUUAUGUGCUAACAGAAGAACAGCUAAAAGAGAAUGGUUUCCCAAGACCCAGCGUGGACAAGCCUGGGUCAGCUGUCCUCUUCAAGGAGCAAACAAAGAAGUCUUCUGACCCUACCAUGAAGUACUGUGCUCGCUGUGGGAAACAGUUCACAGUGUUGAACAACAACCGGUACCUGAAGAGGGACGAAUGUGUGUACCACCAUGGCAAGCUGUGGAAACGCAGAGUGGCAGGUGGGAUAGAGUCCCGGUACACCUGCUGUCAGGGGGACGCCCAGGCAGAGGGCUGCUCUACAGGGGAGCUGCAUGUAUGGGACUCUAGAAAGGAGGACAUGGAAGGAUAUGUCACCACCUUACAGAAGUCACCAACGGAUGACCCAGGGGUGUUCGCAUUAGACUGUGAAAUGUGUUACACGUAUGGAGGCAUGGAGCUCACCAGAGUCUCUGUGGUCAACUGGUCAAACAAACUGGUAUAUGAGACCCUGGUCAAGCCUGAAAACAAAGUCAUUGACUACAACACAAGGUUCAGUGGUAUCAAGGCAGAAGACAUGAUUGGUAUAGAGACCACCAUCAGGGAUGUGCAGGCAGUCUUGUUGAGUAUGUUCAGUGCAGAAACUCUGCUCCUGGGACACAGUCUGGAGAGUGACCUCUUAUCACUCAAGAUCAUUCACAGUAAAGUGGUGGACACGUCUGUUGUCUUUCCCCAUAAAAUGGGCCCGCCCUACAAGAGAGCUCUGCGGACACUCAUGAACGAGUUUCUGCAGAAAAUCAUACAGAAUGACGUUGGCGGCCAUGACAGUAAGGAGGAUGCUGUGGCCUGUGUGGACCUGAUGAAAUGGCGGAUCAAAGAGGACAUCAGGAGCAGCAAACUGUAGAACAGAUCAUGGUGCAGAAGUUGCAGUAGUUAGCAGAUCGGCAGAACGUACUGCACCUGCACAAAACCCAGAUUUUUUUGUUGUCGUCAUAUGUUUCAUUAAUGUUGUAUCAAAACUUUGCCUGUUACAGAUGAUAUAUCUUGUCCAACACAACUUCGACAACACGUUACGGACACUACAUUUGAAAGCUACGUACGGAAUGACAUCCUUAAAUAUGCAAAUGCGACCUUAAAUGAGAUGUUUUGCGGAAUUGCUUUGCACAACACAUU